AAUAGACUUUAAAAAAAACCUUCCGAUCUCGCGAUAUCUCCCCUUAGCAACUGGAAUGUUUUCCUCGGAUACCACUGCCUUCCUCACAGACCGUAGAACAAGACACCCAUUAAGAUUGCCAUUCAGAUGCAUUCUCCUGAAGAAAGUCAGCUUUGGUGCCGUGGCCCGUCCUUGUGGUGCGUGAUCACUGAACAUGUUCCUGGGUCAGAGGUGUCAAAGAUCCGUACAGCACUGGGCCACUUUCUGGUUGACAUGUACACAGAGCUGCACACCGAGGCGGAGAUGUGGCAAAAGAUGUGGCAGGAGAGCCAGCUAGGUAGAAACCAUGGCAGCAGGGCAGGGACCCCACAUCAACAGAACUCCCCCCUGGCUGACCCCCCUGCAGUCAAAGAGCUGGUGAGAGCUGAGGUCAAGAUGUUACUACAGACUCUCAGAGAGAGAAUCAGCAAGGGGGCAAGAGAUGGUGAGGAGCUCCUGUUUCGGUACAAACCUGAGAUUGUAAACUACGCCCUCUGUCACCUUGACAGCUGCUACAGUAACUGUACCAACCUUGGAGAGAUUGACAAUGGAAGCAGACCGAGCUCUCACUGUUCAGUCCAGUCCAGUGCUGAAGAUGAGAUUGAGGCAGUGAGAGACAAGUUGAAUGUCACUGACAUUGACCAAGUGGUGGACCGCCUCAGGUCUGUCCUAAUGGAGGAAUGUGAAGUGUUGAAGAGACUGGUAAAGCACUUAAAGAGUAAUAUUAAAGAAAGGUGCAGAAGUCAAUGUGAAUUUGUUAAAUCGGAACCUACACUUGCAGAGUUGAAAGAGCUUAGAGGAGCUAUACAAAUGGACUUAGAACUUUACCCCUCUUCGUUUGAUGCUUCACCCCAGGCCUCGUCCCUUCUCCUGAAGGAACUGAAAAGCGGGUUCAGGUUGUCAGCAGGACAAAAGGACUCUGAUGAGACUCUACAAGCUUUGAACGCUACAUCAGUCCUAAAACCACAUCCACCUCUUCCUCCUUUCGGCAGUCUUAAACCUAGGCCACCAGUUGGACAUCCACUCACUAAGACCAUUCGUUCUUCCUCAUUGUCCAGGACUCAUGGUCAGCAUAGAAGUACAUCAGCCUCCAAUAAAUCAAGCAAAACGCCUAUCUGCAGCAAUAUUACCACUUCAGGGCGUGUAAACAGUCAGUUCACUACUGACCAGAUCAUGGUUCAGAGCGAAUACCACUGCAGUCCAGAGCAAGAUAGAGCUGGUCUCCACUGCAGGACCCUGACUUCUGGUCCUAGUUUCCGAAAAAAAACUCAAAGAAACUCACCUGUCCAUGAAGCCCAUCUAUCAUCCCAUCGCAGUAUUCACAGCUUGAGCAGGGAGUAUGAUUUGUCACCACAGAGGGAGAGAAAAAAUAGCUCUACCUGGAGGUCAAGAAACAGUAAUUUUACACCGUCACCCAUUCCAGCUCUCAGUCCUCUCAGCGAUGCAGGCACAUACAGCAACAGUAGUACUGACCAUUCUGGGUCCACAAUAGGGAAAUCAGAGACACAAAAUGGGCAAAGAAUAAGUACCUAUGGAAGUGGUUUAGAGUCAGCAACAGUGGAGACAGAUAACAACAGAAGGAAGAGCACUCCUGAGAGCUUUAAUUCUUCUGUCCUGUCUGAAACUGGGAGACCUGUAAAAAAGGGUGGCAGCAGAAUUGAUAGGAAGGAAAAUGGUCACCUUGAGAAGGAUGUCACCCAACAGCAAAGCUUUACUGGUCAUUGUUUUACAGAUAACUCCUCACAUCAUUCAGAAAGCAGUGGUGAACAGGGACAGUCCAAAUGCAUUCAGCCAGCAUCUAUACAGUUAAAUGGACAAUUUUUUACUUCCCGCAGAAGACCACUUGGGGGCACCACAAGCCAGUCAAAAAGUGUCCAUGAGGCACAGACAGAGCCUCAGUUUGUCAACAAGUUUUACCAGCCAGUACCUCCUACAAGAGUGUCAACAUGAAGUCAUCCCCAGAUAAAACAAAGUGCUUGGCGUUGUCUUUUCUAAUAUAUAUGUUUGAGAGCACGAUUAAUUGGUGUUGAACUGCCUAAAUGUUUUCAUUCAGUGUAUGUGGAGAAAAAGAAAUGGAAUAAUUUCACAGCUAUGCCUGGAGAACCUGGAAC
Messenger RNA from Toxotes jaculatrix (banded archerfish), 2129 nucleotides. It is a transcript of the gene ccdc24, whose product is annotated as coiled-coil domain containing 24. Lineage: Eukaryota; Metazoa; Chordata; Actinopteri; Toxotidae. Bases 127 to 1968 code for a protein of 613 amino acids. The transcript is spliced from 9 exons. The record is from RefSeq and is a predicted model, not a curated record.